Molecule: messenger RNA, 1860 nt
Organism: Benincasa hispida (wax gourd)
Lineage: Eukaryota; Viridiplantae; Streptophyta; Magnoliopsida; Cucurbitales; Cucurbitaceae
Product: citrate synthase, glyoxysomal
Biological process (GO): carbohydrate metabolic process; tricarboxylic acid cycle
Cellular component (GO): mitochondrial matrix
Source: RefSeq, a predicted model, not a curated record
CUCGUAAUUUUAAGCCGGUAAUCCUUUUCCUAAAAUGCUUUUAUUUUAUCAAUUCUCACAUCUUUUAAAUGCGAGCUAUUUUCCGUGAAUAAGACGAGGAAGAAGAGACAAACUGUAUCAAGGAAUUUAUAAGAGGGGAAAUUCAAGAAAUUGUUUGGUUGUUUUCUCCGAUCUCAAUUCCGUCGAUCGGAAAGGAAAACAGAUGCCCACCGUCAUGGAAUCGUCGCCAUCGAACGUUGCUCGUAGUCGCUUGGCCGUUCUGGCAGCGCAUCUGAGCGCUGCGACUUUGGAACCGCCGGUGAUGGCUUCGUCCCUGGAGGCUAAUUGCGUGUCAGCUCGGACCAUGGUUGCGCCGCCUGAAAGAUUCAAGGGUACGUUGACGAUUGUAGAUGAGAGAACUGGUAAGAGGUACCAGGUCCAGAUAUCUGAAGAAGGCACCAUAAAGGCCACUGACUUGAAGAAGAUAAGUACAGGAGCAAAUGACAAGGGUCUUAAGCUUUACGAUCCAGGCUAUCUCAACACUGCUCCAGUUCGGUCAUCGAUCAGUUAUAUUGAUGGUGAUGAGGGAAUUCUUAGGUACAGAGGUUACCCAAUUGAGGAGUUGGCUGAGAGUAGUACCUAUGUGGAAGUUGCAUACCUCUUGAUGUAUGGGAAUUUGCCUUCUCAGAGUCAAUUGGCAGACUGGGAAUUUGCUAUUUCUCAGCAUUCGGCUGUACCGCAGGGACUUUUGGAUAUUAUUCAAGCAAUGCCUCAUGAUGCACAUCCAAUGGGUGUGCUUGUUAGUGCAAUGAGUGCUCUAUCUGUCUUUCAUCCAGAUGCCAAUCCUGCCCUUAGAGGACAAGAUCUUUACAAGUCUAAGCAAGUGAGAGACAAACAAAUUGCACGUAUUAUAGGAAAGGCUCCCACCAUUGCAGCAGCAGCUUAUCUUAGAUUGGCUGGAAGACCUCCUGUUCUCCCUUCCAACAACCUUUCUUAUUCGGAGAAUUUCUUGUACAUGCUUGAUUCAUUUGGUAAUAGGUCUUAUAAACCCAAUCCUCGGCUUGCUCGAGUCCUCGACAUUUUAUUCAUCCUCCAUGCAGAGCAUGAAAUGAACUGCUCUACAUCUGCUGCUCGUCAUUUAGCAUCAAGUGGUGUUGAUGUGUUUACUGCUCUUUCUGGAGCUGUCGGAGCAGUGUAUGGCCCUCUUCAUGGUGGGGCCAAUGAGGCUGUCCUUAAAAUGUUAAGUGAGAUUGGAACUGUUGAUAACAUUCCAGGAUUCAUCGAGGGUGUUAAAAACAGGAAGAGGAAGAUGUCAGGUUUUGGCCAUCGAGUGUACAAGAACUAUGAUCCUAGAGCUAAGGUUAUUAGAAAACUUGCCGAAGAAGUAUUUUCUAUUGUUGGUCGGGAUCCUUUAAUUGAGGUGGCCGUUGCUCUGGAGAAGGCUGCUCUUUCUGAUGAGUAUUUUGUCAAGAGGAAAUUAUACCCAAAUGUUGACUUUUACUCUGGAUUAAUAUAUAGGGCUAUGGGAUUUCCACCUGAGUUUUUCACCGUGCUGUUUGCAAUCCCUCGAAUGGCUGGAUACUUAGCACAUUGGCGAGAAUCCCUCGACGAUCCCGACACUAAGAUAAUUCGACCUCAACAGGUAUACACUGGGGAAUGGCUACGACAUUAUAUUCCUCCAAAAGAACGACUUGUAUCGGCCAAAGCAGACAGGCUCGGUCAGGUUUCCGUUUCCAAUGCCUCCAAGCGUCGGCUGUCUGGGUCAGAGAUCUAAACUAUUUGAGAUGCAUGCAUAUCAAUUGUAGGACAAUAAAACAAAUGUGUAUGUGUAUGUAUAUAUCAUUUUAAUUUUAAAUUUUAAAUUUUAAAUUUUAAAUUUUA